AUGUCGCGAUCUAUUAGUGUGCGCAAACAAAAAAAGGAUGGAGGAACUGAAAUAUUUCGGGAAAAGAUUCUUUAUCGAGAAUGGGCUCGUCGUUUUACUAUGAUGGAGAAAUAUACCCAGGCGAUAACUUAUUUUGAAAAAGCAAUACAAUCGGCCGACGACGACAAAGACGUAAGGUUGUUUCUUGGCCUUUGCAAAGCCCAGUUCAAUUUCACCAGAUAUAGUAUAGCCGUUCAGAUUUCUGAGAAAUGCAUGGAAAUAGAUCCUAAUAAUCAUCAGGUAAAAGAAAUGAGAGUGAAUACGCUUUACCGAAUGGGCGAAUUUUGCUAUAGUUUGAUUCAUGCUUACAAUGGUUUACGACAACGUAAAAUGCCUUUCGAAUUAUACAUUUAUCGGGCCAAUGAAACAAUAGAAACUUGUGUCGGUCGAAACACUGUACCAGAUGCUUUGAAACGUCUUUUACCGUGGAUCAAAAAGUUGGAAGAGUAUCGCAAAGUAUUGAUCGAGAAGCUCACUGUGGAACCAGACGAAUUCGAAGGAAUUGAUGAGGAUCAAUCAAAGUUCAAGGUGAACGAUCCAGUUGCCAAAGAAGAAAUGUACAAUGCAAAGCUGCGAAAAACCAUAGCCAAGAUUUAUUUACGUCAUAUGGCUGUCGAAAAAGAGUUUCGUCAACGAUUGCUUGAAGACAGACAAACUUUCGAAUCACUGAACAAAGAAUCGUCAAAGAUGUUGCUACAUAUCCUGCAGGAAAGCUUUAAAAACACGGAAUUUCGUCAGAGUAUUGUACGAAUGACAUCGCCAAUUUACGUAAUGCUCUUCGCUAGAAGCGCAAGAACAUUUGGUCACAAAGUGAUGAUUAAAACCGAAAAGAAAAUUAAGAAAUGUAACAUCAUCAUACUUGCGGACUUUUUAUUGCGAAGCUUACAUGCUGCAAGAAUGGAACGAGAUUAUUGUUUAUUUUUCAAAUACGUCGAACGUAUAAAGGACAAAUUUGAUUCGUACUCGAACAACAUGUUCCCGUUAAAGCAGAAAUGUCUGAAUGCUCUUUAUAAAAUGAUAGCGUGGGCGUAUAUCGAUACGAGGAAUUUGAUGAGUCUACGUGAUGAAGAAACGAAGAUAAGAUAUUUGAAGCAUCAUUUAAGAGUAGGCACAACAAGAUUACCACGUCAAAGAGAGUUAGCGUGGGUGAAGAUCAAUACGCGACAAAAUGCACUUAAAACGUUUCGCCGACGAUUGUCUGUUGCUUCGGAACCCUUAGAAUUGGCUUGGCUUUUUCAUGAUUUUGCUAAGUUUUUGAUUGAGAUUUAUCGUUUCGAUCUUGCACGAUAUUAUGCUAAAAAGGCGCGUGAUUCUGCCGUCGAAGCUAAGUGCGAACAAUGGAUAUUAAAUGCCACUCACAUGAUGAUGUUAGUCGAGAUCUGUCAAAACAAUCGAAAUGAAGCAAAGGAGGCUGCUAUUAAUGCAAUAGCCAGUGCUAAAAAGCUUGGUAUCGAUUAUCUGGUAGAUUUUUACUUUCGUACUCUCAACAUAAUCGACGAGGUCGAUUUUGAAAGGUUGAUGAUAACUACGGACGGUAUAGGCAUUAGACAACGGAUAAUACUCGAAUUGAUGCCAGAUGAAUUGAAGAACGAUGUGGAUUUUCUUUUUCGUAGUAUGGAAGUAGUACCAGCGAAACGGAGACUUUCAGUAAUGCCUGGUUGUAAGCCAAUCGACCGUAAGUUCAAGUUACCCUGUAGACGGAAUACGAUAUUGCCGUGUCCUCCGAAGGAUCCCGAAAAGAAAGCAAGACAGGCUUUGCUUGCUCAAUACGCUCCGUCGAAAGAGAGACCUGGUUUCAUCGAUUUCGAAAAUUACAAAUGA
This is a messenger RNA of Vespa velutina, 1860 nucleotides long. Its product is annotated as outer dynein arm-docking complex subunit 4-like. NCBI's taxonomy places the organism in Eukaryota, Metazoa, Arthropoda, Insecta, Hymenoptera, Vespidae. The transcript has 5 exons. The record is from RefSeq and is a predicted model, not a curated record. The coding region runs from base 1 to 1860 and encodes 619 amino acids. Gene Ontology annotation, molecular function: protein binding.